CAAACUAUACCUUGCCCGGGCGGAGCACGAGGGAUCCAUCACGCCAGGAUAUUUCGAUGCAUCGAAAAGCAAGUUUUUUAUUGUGUGGGGUGGAAAAGGACACAUGAUAAAUCGCGGAUAUAUUUUAUGCACCAGCGGCGAAUUCGUGCCGUAUAGUGAUUCGAACACGUUGCUGCGUGCAACGCCGGCCGGUUUGUCGGAGCAGGGUGAGCCAUUGCACUUUGGCCGAGUGAAACACUACGGAAAGUUUUACUAUGGAAAGGUACAACGAUCGCAUGAUAGGGUGUGCUAUGUCUCUAUUAGUGGUAAAGAACGCGCCUUUACUAAAUAUGAUAUAUUCAUCAGAUCUGCGGUGAACCCGGAAGUUACAAACCCGGCAACCAUAUUCGACCCACUAUCAACAGCGGCGUGGGUAGAAUAUUUUGUAGACAAUGAACCCCCAAAUAUCGUAAUUGCCUAUAGCAGCUACGCUGAAACGCUAUUAAUUGGCCGUGCUAAACAUAGAGGGGGCGUUAUUCCGGGCGUAGUUAAUUCAACAAAAAAAAUUUGCACUAUUGUUUGGGGCGGAAGAGUUUUGCUUAAAAGAAAGUUCGAAGUACUGACAAAUGUAAAAGGCAUGUUUGUGCCGAUUGAAAACAAUGAAAUACCAGCUAAUGCCGUCCCUACAGGGCGAUCUGAAACCGGAGAAACAUUGUACACAGGGCGAGUGGUAGUGCGUGGAUGGCCACUGGUGGGCAAAGUACGUUCCUCUGACAGAUUGUGUUAUGUUCCCUACGGUAGUGAGGAAAGGAGUUUUUCAAGUUAUAAGAUCUUUGUUAGUCACAGUUUGACCGAAUUCCAGUAUGGUUAGCAGUGCACGGAUUUGUUGAAAUAGGUUAGCAAGAUGUAGUAGAAGUAGUAGCCGGUACUUAACUCAAUAGAGGUCUAUGUCUCCAGGUUAGUUUGCAAAGGCACAGGAACCUGGAUUCAAAAGACGUACUAAAGUAAAUCCUCGCCGAAGAAUUUUCAUCAUUUGUCAUUUGUUUCGUCCGUUA
Messenger RNA from Anopheles coustani, 1034 nucleotides. RefSeq lists its product as uncharacterized. NCBI's taxonomy places the organism in Eukaryota, Metazoa, Arthropoda, Insecta, Diptera, Culicidae. Bases 104 to 850 code for a protein of 248 amino acids. The transcript has a single exon. The record is from RefSeq and is a predicted model, not a curated record.